CUCGGCAGCCGCCGCCGCGCACCCGGCGGUGUCAGUGCCACGGUGUCCGCCGGGGAGCGAAAGGCAGCGCCGGCGCCCGCCCGCCCGAUCCCCGCGGCCAGGCCCCCGCAUGCAGCCCUCACCCUGGAGCGGCGGCGGCGGCGGAUCGAGGAGCUCUCGAGGUCCUCCCGGCAGCGGCUGCUGCAGUCGCGGGACAGGAUGUUCUCCAAGUUCACCUCCAUCCUGCAGCACGCCGUGGAGGCGCUCGCACCUUCCCUCCCAUUACAAGAAGACUUUGUUUACCACUGGAAAGCAAUCACCCAUUACUACAUAGAAACCUCAGAUGACAAAGCUCCUGUGACUGAUACCAACAUUCCAUCUCACCUGGAACAGAUGUUGGAUAUUCUAGUUCAAGAAGAAAAUGAGAGGGAAUCAGGCGAAACAGGACCAUGUAUGGAAUAUUUGCUACAUCACAAGAUUUUGGAGACACUYUACACACUAGGAAAAGCUGAUUGUCCUCCAGGAAUGAAACAGCAAGUCCUGGCUUUUUAUACAAAACUUCUUGGAAGAAUACGGCAACCUCUUCUUCCCCACAUAAAUGUGCAUAGGCCGGUGCAGAAAUUAAUCAGGUUGUGUGGUGAAGUUCUGGCAACACCAACAGAAAAUGAAGAAAUUCAGUUUCUAUGUAUAGUAUGUGCAAAGCUGAAACAGGAUCCAUACCUGGUCAACUUCUUCCUUGAGAAUAAGUUAAAAGCGAUGGCCUUCCAAGGAUCAGCAAGUGUAAUCACAGAAGACAUGAURAAAGACCAAGACUCGGUGACAACAGACACGGGGCAGCCUGUCCAGCCUGAGGAAAUGCUCGGUGCUGCCGGAGCRGAGCACAUGGAGAAGGAGGAUGAGCUCCCACAACAGGCUGAUGAUCUCUCUUUCAGUCUGGAUGAGCUCAAUGUCACAUCAGCACCUGAGUCUUCCACCGCUGGUCCAAAUCAAGACUAUAAUUUAGUGAAUUCUCUACUAAACCUCACUAAAAGUCCUGACGGCCGGAUAGCAGUGAAGGCCUGUGAAGGCCUCAUGCUUUUGGUGAGUUUGCCAGAACCAGCAGCUGCCAAGUGCCUGACUCAAAGCACUUGUUUAUGUGAAUUGUUGACAGACAGGCUGGCCACCCUCUACAAAGCCUUGCCUCAGUCACUGGAUCCCUUAGACAUUGAAACAGUGGAGGCAAUUAACUGGGGUUUGGAUUCCUAUAGUCACAAAGAAGAUGCAUCUGCUUUUCCAGGAAAAAGAGCAUUGAUUUCAUUUCUUUCUUGGUUUGACUACUGUGAUCAACUCAUCAAAGAAGCACAAAAGACGACUGCUGUUGCUAUGGCAAAAGCUGUGCGGGAACGAUUCUUCAUUGAUGUUAUGGAACCUCAGCUGAUGCAAACUUCAGAGAUCGGAAUCCUCACAUCAACUGCACUAUUGCACCGCAUUGUUCGUCAGGUGACUUCGGAUGUCCUGCUGCAGGAAYUGGUGUAUUUUAUACUUGGGGAGCAGAGGGAGCCAGAGACACUGACAGACAUCAACAGGCAUCCAUUGCGACACAGGUUGAUCGAGCACUGUGAUCACAUUUCUGAUGAGAUCAGCAUMAUGACUUUACGAAUGUUUGAGCACCUUUUGCAAAAACCCAAUGAGCACAUUCUUUAUAAUUUGGUUCUGAGAAAUCUGGAAGAAAGAAACUAUAUGGAAUACAAGCCUCUCUGUCAAGAAGAUAAAGAUGUGGUAGAGAACGGACAGAUUGCUGGAGCAGUAGAUCUGGAGGAAGAUCCAUUAUUUACUGAUCUGUCUCCAGAUAACACAUUGUCAGCUCAGGAGUGGCUCAGUGCUUCUCCACCUGUCAGUCCAGAACAUCCGAAAAACGAUGGGAAGACUGAAGUUCAUAAAAUUGUAAAUAGUUUUCUCUGUCUUGUACCUGAUGAAGCAAAGUCAUCAUACCAUGUGGAGGGUACAGGUUAUGAUACUUACCUCAGAGAUGCCCACAGACAAUUCCGGGAUUAUUGUGUCAUUUGCUUACGGUGGGAGUGGCCUGGAUCUCCCAGAUCUUUGGAAAAGUGCAAUUUAGAAGCGUCAUUUUUUGAAGGACACUUCUUGAAAGUCCUGUUUGAAAGAAUGGGCAGGAUUCUUGAUCAGCCCUAUGAUGUAAAUUUACAAGUUACAUCAGUGUUGUCCAAACUGUCCCUGUUUCCCCAUCCUCAUAUACACGAAUACCUUUUGGAUCCCUAUGUCAACCUUGCCUCUGGUUGCAAGUCUCUCUUCUCUGUGAUUGUCAGGGUCGUCGGGGACCUCAUGGUCAGAAUCCAGCGCAUCCCAGAYUUCACUCCCAAACUUCUGCUGGUCAGAAAACGCCUGCUGGGCUUGGAGCCGGAAGGGCCCAUCAUUGACCACAUGACGUUACUAGAGGGCGUGAUUGUGCUGGAAGAGUUCUGCAAGGAGCUGGCAGCGAUUGCCUUUGUGAAGUACCACACCUCAGCCACACCCUGAGCAGCCCCGGGGCUGAGGCACCCCUGGCUCGGGGCUGCGCUCAGCCAGAAGGCAACACCCGCAGAGAAGGUGGUGCCUCCUGGCAAAACAGCAGGGGAUGUUUGGAAGACAAGUUCCUUUCACCAGAUGUUGAGAUUGCAAAUGGACUUGGARUAUGUGCAAAAGCAUUUGGGGAGAAACCAAUACACAGCAUUUCUAGCACUGUGUGAAGAGCUGCAAAARCUGCGUGAAGAACUACAGACAUCAGACCUUGGUUAUUCUGAUGACAAUGUUUAGAGAGUUUGGGCUCUUGUAUGUUCUGGGGCUCACAUGCACCAAUUUGCYCUUUGUGACCAUAUUACUUUUAAAAAAGCAGAUUAAUUUUAUAACAUUCUUAUGUCUUAAUUAUUUUUCUUUACAGCUGGAUUUAUGAAAGAAAAACACACCUAUAGUUGCAAUAUAGGUUAUUAAAAAUUAGGACAUUCAAAAAAUCCACUAAUCCAUAUACAAUAYAAUAUGUUAAUGAGGGAUCAUUUUGGUUUUGGUAGAUCUUAAGUACAGCUCCAGGCUUGGUUCCUCAGUGGAUUGCUCCAAGAAAUACAUCAGUCUGAAAUCAAUACUAAAGAAAUUAAUCCUGAUUCGGCACCAYAUCCAUAACAAAUAUAUCUGAAGUGUACAUGUUUGUAUCAUGUUUGUCUCUGUCAUUCCAAGUGAUUUAUCUCCAGGUCAUCUGUGUAACUAGAUUUGCUUUAGGUUUUUACAGGGGAACUCUAGUUGUUUGACUCAUGUCACCCUUACAUUAUAGGUUAAUUAUAGGUCAUCAGUARUUGCUGCUGAAACAGUAUUUUUCUUUUAGAUUGGUAUUAGUCUGAAUUGGUUUAAGAAUCUUUUGUGCCUUGAAAAUCAGAAGCAUAAACAUUCUGUUAUUUUGAGAGAUAUUUUUAUUGCUUGUCUAACUAUCACACUGAUGCCAAUUCAGUUAAAGCAUUGAUAACUUAUACAGGACCAAAACUGGCACCUGCUUUUCUCAGUGCUGGGGUGCAGGAAUGCCUUUCAGUGACUCCUUUUCCAUGUGAAUGCCAUCAGCCAGGGCAGGKGUUGGCAUUGCAAGCACCACUGCAGGUUCUGCCCUUCAGAGAGUCCUCAAUGCCUUCACCCUGUGCAUGGCAGGGACUGUGCUGGACCCUUCAGUCACAACCAGUGACAUGUCCUGCUCUCCACACUCGUGGGUAGGACCUCUAUCCCCUCCUUUGAACAAGGCAAGGUAGAGCUCAGCUCCUUCAGUUUACAUUGUGUUUCUUUGUUUGUCUUUCCUGYCCCCCUUUUUGCACAGCUAAUGCCCAUUCAGAUGUCAUUGCUCAUAUGCAAACAUGGACUCAUGAAUU
Messenger RNA from Malurus melanocephalus (red-backed fairy wren), 3860 nucleotides. RefSeq names its product FHF complex subunit HOOK interacting protein 2A (gene FHIP2A). The transcript has 17 exons. Lineage: Eukaryota; Metazoa; Chordata; Aves; Passeriformes; Maluridae. The record is from RefSeq and is a predicted model, not a curated record. Bases 199 to 2496 code for a protein of 765 amino acids.